AUGGUCACUAUUCAUCAUCCUCACUCAUCACUAUCAUCGGUCAUCACUAUCCUGACCCAUCACCGACCAUCCACACCCAUCACCGUCCAUCACCGACCAUCCACGCCCAUCACCGACCAUCCACGCCCAUCACCGACCAUCCACGCCCAUCACCGACCAUCCACGCCCAUCACCGACCAUCACCGACCAUCACCGAUCAUCCACGCCCAUCACCGACCAUCCACGCCCAUCACCGACCAUCACCGACCAUCCACGCCCAUCACCGACCAUCCACGCCCAUCACCGACCAUCACCGACCAUCCACGCCCAUCACCGACCAUCACCGAUCAUCCACGCCCAUCACCGACCAUCCACGCCCAUCACCGACCAUCCACGCCCAUCACCGACCAUCACCGAUCAUCCACGCCCAUCACCGACCAUCCACGCCCAUCACCGACCAUCCACGCCCAUCACCGACCAUCCACGCCCAUCACCGACCAUCCACGCCCAUCACCGACCAUCCACACCCAUUACCGACCAUCCACACCCAUCACCGACCAUCCACGCCCAUCACCGAGCAUCCACGACCAUCACCGACCAUCCACGCCCAUCACCGACCAUCCACGCCCAUCACCGACCAUCCACGCCCAUCACCGACCAUCCACGCCCAUCACCGAUCAUCCACGCCCAUCACCGACCAUCCACGCCCAUCACCGACCAUCCACGCCCAUCACCGACCAUCCACGCCCAUUACCGACCAUCCACACCCAUCACCGACCAUCCACACCCAUCACCGACCAUCCACGCCCAUCACCGACCAUCCACGCCCAUCCACGCCCAUCACCGAGCAUCCACGCCCAUCACCGACCAUCCACGCCCAUCCACACCCAUUACCGACCAUCCACCCCCAUCACCGACCAUCCACCCCCAUCACCGACCAUCCACGCCCAUCACCGACCAUCCACGCCCAUCACCGACCAUCACCGAUCAUCCACGCCCAUCACCGACCAUCACCGACCAUCCACGCCCAUCCACGCCCAUCCACGCCCAUCACCGACCAUCCACGCCCAUCACCGAUCAUCCACGCCCAUCACCGACCAUCCACGCCCAUCACCGACCAUCCACGCCCAUCACCGAUCAUCCACGCCCAUCACCGACCAUCCACGCCCAUCACCGACCAUCACCGACCAUCACCGACCAUCCACGCCCAUCACCGACCAUCCACACCCAUUACCGACCAUCCACACCCAUCACCGACCAUCCACACCCAUCACCGACCAUCCACACCCAUCACCGACCAUCCACACCCAUCACCGACCAUCCACCCCCAUCACCGACCAUCCACGCCCAUCACCGACCAUCCACGCCCAUCACCGACCAUCCACGCCCAUCACCGACCAUCCACGCCCAUCACCGAGCAUCCACGCCCAUCACCGAGCAUCCACGCCCAUCACCGACCAUCCACACCCAUCACCGACCAUCCACGCCCAUCACCGACCAUCCACGCCCAUCACCGACCAUCCACGCCCAUCACCGACCAUCCACGCCCAUCACCGAGCAUCCACGCCCAUCACCGAGCAUCCACGCCCAUCACCGACCAUCCACACCCAUCACCGACCAUCCACACCCAUCACCGACCAUCCACACCCAUCACCGACCAUCCACGCCCAUCACCGACCAUCCACGCCCAUCACCGACCAUCCACGCCCAUCACCGACCAUCCACGCCCAUCACCGACCAUCCACGCCCAUCACCGACCAUCAGCCGGAGGAGACACACACCUUUCAUCAACAAACCCUCCCCGUCACCCUCUCCAUCAGCCUGGCUGCAGGGUGGACUAAUCCAGUUCGGCUGCCAUUGUCGUCUUCAAGAGGCUGGCAUUGUGGGUGCUGUCGUGGUGGUGGUCGUCACGCGCCCCGCCGGGUGCUGGCCCUCACAAAGACCUCGGCUCCUCCUCACAGGGGCCCCGCCACCUCUGUUUACCUACUUCUGAAAAGGAUCCCGGCGAGCGAUUACCGAUGGCCAGAUGUUCCCCUACCCGGUAAUAACCCCAAGAUGGCCUGCCCCGCCCUUGUCCUUCCGAAUCGAACAUUAAAAAUACCGUCGGUGAUAAGGGCGGCUUAUCUUGUAUUGCCAAGUUCAACUUGGUUCACUACAGCUCGUGUCUGGAGGAUACGAUUGUGUAGAUGUGAGAGGCAGCCGCGGGAAGGACCCGAGGUAGCGACACACACCCAUAUAGACGGGGAGUCACAAUAA
Messenger RNA from Procambarus clarkii (red swamp crayfish), 2235 nucleotides. RefSeq lists its product as uncharacterized. NCBI's taxonomy places the organism in Eukaryota, Metazoa, Arthropoda, Malacostraca, Decapoda, Cambaridae. The record is from RefSeq and is a predicted model, not a curated record.